Molecule: messenger RNA, 1469 nt
Organism: Acromyrmex echinatior (Panamanian leafcutter ant)
Lineage: Eukaryota; Metazoa; Arthropoda; Insecta; Hymenoptera; Formicidae
Gene: NitFhit
Product: ntrilase and fragile histidine triad fusion protein NitFhit
Biological process (GO): nucleobase-containing compound metabolic process
Molecular function (GO): bis(5'-adenosyl)-triphosphatase activity; hydrolase activity, acting on carbon-nitrogen (but not peptide) bonds, in linear amides
Source: RefSeq, a predicted model, not a curated record
AAUGAAUCAUGUGAUCUCUAAUCUAGCUUUGCUUUUUGAUGAUGAAUUGUACAAAAGUGUACGAGCAACUAUUUUUACGCAUUUUCGACCCAAGAGAAUGGAUUUGCUCUCAUUUAGAUUGGAUAAUAUUCUACUGUUGGUUGAUGUUACAUAUUCCAUCAAAGGAGAGCAUACAAUGUCAUUAAUCCAACCUAGAUUGGUACAAAUCCACUCUGGUUGAAUAUGCUAUUAGAAAGAACAUACAACCAGCGAAACGUUACAUCAACACAAUGAUACAUCCACUAAUUGCAGUAUGCCAAAUGCGAUCAAUAGCUGACAAAGUGAAAAAUCUACAAGUUGUGAGCGAAUUAGCAGCUGAGGCCAAACGCAGAUCAGCCACAAUAGCAUUUUUUCCUGAAGCUUGCGAUUUUUUGGCAGAUAAUAAAAAGGAUAUUGUCACCAUGGCUGAACCUUUAACUGGACUGACAGUGACGGCUUAUAAAGAAAUCGCUAUUAAGAAUAAUAUCUGGUUAUCUUUAGGUGGAAUUCACGAAGCUUCAGACAAUGUGGAAAAGAUUUACAAUACGCAUGUAUUGAUAAAUAAUGAAGGAGAACUAGUUGCCAUGUAUAAAAAGUUACACUUGUUUGACAUGGAUAAUAAGGAUACCGGAGUACGUCUGAUGGAAUCGGACUAUGUGCUUAAAGGAAUUGAAAUUGUGCCACCUGUGCCUACACCGAUCGGCAAGCUCGCACUUAGCAUUUGUUACGACAUGCGGUUUCCCGAGUUAUCGAUAAUAUUGCGGAAUAUGGGAGCACAGAUUCUCACAUAUCCAUCAGCAUUCACAUAUGAAACUGGCGCUGCACACUGGGAGGUGAUGCUGCGAGCACGAGCAAUAGAAAAUCAAUGUUAUGUCAUAGCUGCAGCACAAACUGGCGCGCACAACCAAAAAAGAAAAAGCUGGGGUCAUGCCAUGAUUGUGGAUCCUUGGGGUACUAUUAUAGCACAAUGUACGGAUAAAAUGGGUAUAGCUAUGGCAGAAAUUGAUCUCACACUACUGGAAAAAAUUAGGAAAAAUAUGCCGUGCGAACAACACCGCCGUAAUGAUUUAUACUCAAGAAUGGAAUGUCGAAAGUCCACUUAACACGAUUAAAGCGCUGUGAUUGGUUUGUGCACAAUUGGCUCGUGUGCAAUUGAUAUACAUCCUAUUUCAGAUUAUGAUAUCAGAAGUGAGAAAAUACACAAUAAAAUUCUAGCUAGGCGUCUAAGGCAGGGCCCACAUUACAUCGCCUUACUGAUGAAUUUAGUAGUGAGGGACCGAGACGAAACGCCGUGGUCGACCAAAAAGCUUCGAGUCAAGCCUCCUUAGUGGAUACGAAUAUCAUUUUCAUACAGACAUCCACAAUACAAUAAAAACUCUUGCAAAACAUAUUAAAUAUGUUUCAACACACUUACAAUCGAUAGAACCGCUUAUAAAAUAUAUUAAAAAGUC